Sodiomyces alkalinus F11 is the source of this 546-nucleotide messenger RNA. RefSeq lists its product as hypothetical. The record is from RefSeq and is a predicted model, not a curated record. The coding region runs from base 1 to 546 and encodes 181 amino acids. The transcript is spliced from 6 exons. NCBI's taxonomy places the organism in Eukaryota, Fungi, Ascomycota, Sordariomycetes, Glomerellales, Plectosphaerellaceae.
AUGAGGGUGUUUCAGGGGAGCAGCAGCGUCACGCGCAACACAGUCAGAUUCUCCACGAACUCAACCCCAUCCUCCAUUCCCCAUCUCAUCGGCUUACACUUCGAGCUUCCCACUACCGAUUUACCCAUUCAACCGACGUCACCUGCAUCCAAGGAGGCUGUGUUCCGACUCACGAGGCAGGAAACUGAAGCCCACCACCUCAGUGCCCGUGCCCACCACCGAACCGUUACCCGGCAGAUAGCCCUAUUUGAUCUCAGUGCCGGAUCUCCUUAUUUCGGCUGCCUUGAUCUGAACACCACGGAAUCCAUCCCCACUUUCCUUCGGAGGGACACCGGCAGACAUGCCGCAGCCAAGCUUUCUGCCAGUACUCGUACCAUCGCCAGCACAAUCAGCAUCACAGGCAACACUCUCAACCCCCCACAUGCCCUUGAGAUAGUGACUUGCCAGUCCUUCGUCACUUUGUCCUCCCCACCAACCCCAAGCCAUCGCCUUUGUGCACCUGCCACGGUCCUUAAACCUCCUUGUUUCGACUGCGUGCACAUCUGA